AUGACCAGACAAGGUGUGACUUUCAAUGAACCCACCUAUCAGUGGAUGUGGAACCUACUGAUCAACGUUUGUGAUUCUGUAGCUGGAUUUUUGGUUGCUAACAGUUUAAGCCUAGUGGCUUCUGUGCUCCGAACUCUCGCAAUUAUUACAUACUUACCGGAAUUGUUAUUCAUUGGCCGCAUAAUCACAUCAGUUACGGUAGCAGUGUCCUAUCAGUCGCUUAUCCUGUACUUACAGGAGUGCUCGCCGACGAAGUAUCGGAGUAUGCUGAGUUUCACAAGUGAGAUUUCGUUUGCAUCGAUGUGCACGCUUGGCAUGAUACUUGGUACCGACCAGAUAUUCGGCCGUAAGCUGCAUUUACUACUUGGCUUUGCAAUAAUCCCAGGUAAACUGUCGUUUCCAAAAGUUGACUGA
This is a messenger RNA of Gongylonema pulchrum, 414 nucleotides long. Lineage: Eukaryota; Metazoa; Nematoda; Chromadorea; Rhabditida; Gongylonematidae. The record is from the annotation of a GenBank genome assembly.